GUUCGUACACCCAUAAGAAAGAAUGUGUGCCUACAAGCUUGAAAUAUAUUAGGUAAAAUGGCAACAUUACUAUAACCUCGUUGCCCACCGGUGUAUACUGUUUGUGUAUAGUGUCAAACGAUUGUAUUUUUUUUUUUGUAAUUUUUUAGUAUGUUACUUAUGUGUUAAGGAUAAUUCUCGUUAAAAACAAAAUGACUACUAACCCCAGAAGAGGCACCGAUCCCGUGCCAAUGGAAGAAAGUGAUCAACUCACUAUAAGACCAUUGGGAGCUGGUCAAGAAGUGGGCAGAUCCUGCAUCAUGUUAGAAUUUAAAGGAAAGAAAAUAAUGUUGGAUUGUGGAAUCCACCCCGGCCUGUCGGGGAUGGAUGCUUUACCAUUUGUGGAUCUCAUAGAAGCUGAUGAAGUGGAUCUCUUGUUGAUAUCACAUUUCCACCUGGACCACAGCGGGGCGCUGCCCUGGUUCCUCACCAAGACCUCGUUCAAGGGCCGCGUGUUCAUGACGCACGCCACUAAGGCGAUCUACCGCUGGCUCGUCUCGGAUUAUAUUAAAGUUAGCAACAUAUCUACGGAGCAGAUGUUGUACACGGAAUCCGACCUGGAGGGGUCCAUGGAUCGUAUAGAGACCAUCAACUUCCACGAGGAGAAGGACGUGAGGGGCGUGAGGUUCUGGGCGUACAACGCGGGCCACGUGCUGGGGGCGGCCAUGUUCAUGAUAGAGAUCGCCGGAGUCAAGGUGCUGUACACGGGCGACUUCUCGCGGCAGGAGGACAGACAUCUGAUGGCCGCGGAGAUCCCCACCGUACACCCGGACGUGCUGAUAACGGAGUCCACGUACGGCACUCACAUCCACGAGAAGAGAGAGGAGCGAGAGAGUCGCUUCACCACGCUGGUGAGCGACGUGGUGGGCCGCGGGGGGAGGUGCCUCAUACCCGUGUUCGCGCUGGGCAGGGCGCAGGAGCUGCUGCUAAUACUGGACGAGUACUGGUCGCUGCACCCGGAGCUGCAGGACAUCCCCAUAUACUACGCGUCUUCUCUCGCCAAGAAGUGCAUGGCGGUGUACCAGACCUACGUCAACGCCAUGAACGACCGCAUCCGGAGACAGAUCGCCGUCAACAACCCCUUCGUCUUCAGGCACAUAUCUAAUCUGAAGGGCAUCGAUCACUUCGAGGACAUAGGUCCGUGUGUGAUUAUGGCUUCCCCGGGUAUGAUGCAGUCGGGCCUCUCCCGGGAACUGUUUGAGUCGUGGUGCACGGAUCCCAAGAACGGCGUCAUCAUAGCAGGUUACUGCGUGGAAGGCACCCUGGCCAAAACUAUACUGUCUGAGCCGGAAGAGAUCACGACUAUGUCAGGACAGAAACUUCCGCUGAAGAUGUCCGUGGAUUACAUAUCGUUCUCCGCGCACACGGACUACCAACAGACCUCAGAGUUUAUCAACAUUCUGAAGCCUCCUCAUGUGGUGUUAGUUCACGGGGAACAGAACGAGAUGUCUCGUCUGAAGGCGGCCCUGCAGCGCGAACACCGCGGCCGCCUCGCCAUACACACGCCCAGGAACACGCAACAGCUGGCCCUCACCUUCAGAGGCGACAAGACCGCUAAGGUAAUGGGGUCCCUGGCCAUGGAGGCGCCGGUGCCGGGCGCACAGCUCCAGGGUGUUCUGGUCAAGAGGAACUUUAACUAUCACAUCCUGGCGCCCUCCGACUUGAACAAGUACACGGACCUGUCCCAGUCGUCGGUGUCUCAGCGCGUGUCGGUGUGGUGCGGGGCUCCGGUGGGUCUGGUCCGUCACGCCGUGAUGCGCCUGGCGGGGCCCGUGGUGUUCCUGAGCGACACUCGCUGGAGGCUCUACGGCUGCAUCGACCUCACGCUGGACCUGCCGCUCGUCACGCUGGAGUGGCAGGCGGCGCCGGUGUCUGACAUGUUCGCGGACGCGGUGGUGGCGGCGCUGCUGGCGGCCCCGGCAUCCGCCCCCGGGCCCGCGCCCAACGCGCCCCUCGCACACAAACUGGACAAGAUGCAUUUCAAGGAGUGUGUGAUCGAGAUGUUGUCGGAGAUGUUCGGCGAGGCGGCCGUGGCCAAGAUGUUCCGCGGAGAGCGACUCACGGUCACGCUCAACGAGCGCCAGGCGCACCUAGACCUCGCCACCAUGGAGGUGAAGUGUCCCGAGGACGAGUCUCUGGAGCGCACGAUCCAGUCCGCCAUCAGCAAGCUGCACGCCGCCCUCUCGCCCGUCCGGCCUCCCGCACCCUGACGCCCCCUCGAGACGACCGUAACACUUUAUUAAUAAAUAAAACAAUAUCAUAGUA
Danaus plexippus (monarch butterfly) is the source of this 2304-nucleotide messenger RNA. It is a transcript of the gene Cpsf73, whose product is annotated as cleavage and polyadenylation specificity factor 73. Gene Ontology annotation, biological process: mRNA 3'-end processing by stem-loop binding and cleavage. The transcript is spliced from 16 exons. The coding region runs from base 192 to 2249 and encodes 685 amino acids. The record is from RefSeq and is a predicted model, not a curated record. Gene Ontology annotation, cellular component: mRNA cleavage and polyadenylation specificity factor complex. Gene Ontology annotation, molecular function: 5'-3' exonuclease activity; RNA binding; RNA endonuclease activity. NCBI's taxonomy places the organism in Eukaryota, Metazoa, Arthropoda, Insecta, Lepidoptera, Nymphalidae.